Molecule: messenger RNA, 204 nt
Organism: Mitosporidium daphniae
Lineage: Eukaryota; Fungi; Microsporidia
Product: stress response RCI peptide-like protein
Exons: 2
Coding region: 1-204 (67 amino acids)
Cellular component (GO): membrane
Source: RefSeq, a predicted model, not a curated record
AUGGCAAGUGGUUAUGACGUUCUGGUCAUUGUUUUAGCGAUUUUCAUCCCACCGAUAGCUGUACUUUUAGAGAAAGGCCUUUGGGUCGACUUUUUAAUCAAUAUUUGUUUAACGCUUCUUGGCUGGAUUCCUGGUAUGAUCCAUGCCUUCUACAUCAUUUUUCAAGAGAAGAAAAAGCCAGAAGAUAAUGCUGACAACAGUUAA